ACGCAUUUUGCCUCGUCAUAACAACCAGUGAUAAUUCAACGUUAUCAAAUUAUCAUAUUUGCAAUUAAAGAUAACAAACACUGGAUGCAUGAAAGCUGUACGCACAUAUAUAUGUUGUAUGUUUAUUACCUUUUUACCUUUUUGCUGAAGAAGAAAUGUGACAACAUGAACGGUACCAAUGCAGCUAGGAAUUACACUGACUCGUUUUCAACAGUGGUUGUAAUUGAGUCAAUCGUUAGUUGUAGUUUAUCUAUUCUAGGAUCAUUCGCGAUAUUUGGAUCUUAUAUUCUUCUACCGGAAAUUAGAAAUUCUACCAGGAAACUAGUCACGUGUCUUACAAUAGCAGAUUUUCUUACUGCAUUAGGAAUCAUUACAUCAGCGAUUGCUCAUCUAGUUGGUACACAAAAAGACGUGUGCAAAACACAAAGCGGAAUAACAACAUAUUCUAGUCUCGUGUCAUUCUUUCUUACUGUUGCCAUUGCGAUUCAUAUCUUUUCAACUGUAGUAAACAGAAACGAUAAAACCUCAUCGUGGCAAUAUCUCGUAAUUACUAACAUCAUAAGCUGGUUAUGUCCAGGAGUUAUUAUUUUUCUAGCUAUAGAAAAUGAUGUUCUUGGUAGUGACAAAACAGAAAACGUGGGCACAGGUACUUGGUGUUGGUUAAAAAGGGACGUUAAAGACUAUAUGUUUUGGAUGUUUUUGACUGGAAAAGGUUGGGAAUUGUUGUGCUACUUGCUGACGACGUCCUUAUAUGUUCUUCUGAAAUUCUACUUGCUAUUAAAAUUCAAGCGACACCAGUUCGAAGAGAUACACGAAAGUCUCAGAAACUACGAUCAUAACUUCUUGUAUGUUUGGUUUAUACUUUAUCUACUACGUCUUUGGGGUACCAUUCGAUCGUUUAUGAAUUUGACAGGAGUGGAUAAACAAAGUCCUGGUGUUGAAAUAUCCAACGUGUUCAUGCAUAUGCAAGCAAUAGGUGAUCCAGCUCAAGCUUUCUGCAAUUUUAUCUUAGUCUGCAUCCUUGACAAACCUGUUAGAUCAGUUUUGUUUGGCGACUGCGGUAGGGAACCUUCCCGUUCAGAUAGAGGUUUGCUUGGAGAAAACACCACAGGUAUCUUCACAGACGCUAGAGAUGUAGGUAGUGCAACUAACGUACAACGCCGAAGUUAUGGUAGUCUUGACCUAAGUUUCUAAAUGUUUGUGAGCCACUUAAUGUUGCGAUGGAAAUGACAAUACAAGUAACAUUUGCUUGAGUUGAAAACUCCUACAUUUUGCAAACUAAGUUACACGAAAUAAGAAUAUACAAUUUGGAUGUUCAGAAUAUCUUCAUAUAUGUUUUGUUUGUUUUCUAUUACUUUUUAUAAUUAAUCUGCUCAUGUGUAAAACAAUUUUUCAAGUACUUUACCAUUAGGGAAUCUUGUAUUUAACGGUGUAAUAUAUUAAUAUCUUUUAAAAGAGAUCAUCGAUGUUAAUUUAGUACAGUCAAGAUUAUUGAUAUACUUUAGAAUAUUGUCAAAUACAAAUAAAAAAUAAAUAAUUAAAUGAAUAGUUUAAUCGUGGGAAUGAUAACGAUCUAAAUGCUUUACAUGAAAUAUAAAUUUGAUGUAACCUAAUUAAUAUAUAUUUACAUUAUAGCUUAAUCAUACAUUGUUCCCUUAAGACCACCCACUGACACACCCAGAAUAAAGCUUGAUUGCGGCAAUGUAAUUAGACCUUACUAUUAAUUUGUUGGUGAUAUUGAUUAAGAGGGUGUAUGGGGUAAAAUGUUUACUGUAAAAGACAAAAAUCAAAAUGAAUUUCAAAAUAACAAGGAGUAUCUUUAAAAUAAAUACUCGUCCGAACUAAUAGUAAUUAUUUUACUAAUUUUACAAUGGCCAAUCAGAUUCUGAGAUUUCAGAUUGUAAUUUUAAAAUGAUCAAUUUGAUUUUUACAAUAUGUUCUUCCCUGUAAAUUUUACAGGAAGUCAAGUUGAAAACAGACCGACCUUCGGCCGGAAUAAAAUAGUUUGCACUUCUAUCAUUACACCGAAAUUUGAAUAUUUUUCAACAGUGUAGACAAAUUUUAUUAGUCCAAAUAAAGUGUUAUAUUCUAUUUAUAACCAAUGACUCUGUUUUAUUUGAAUGAACAAUAUGAUUGUUAAAUAUCAAAUUAUUCAGACAUAAUGAUAUAAAAUGGGCGUUCAUUGGCUGAAAAUUAAGAUCUUACUUUCAAACCACUUAUCCCUCUAUCUGUGACUUCGAAUCCCGUCAAUGACUUUGGAUUCUUCAUUGUGCGAAUGUUUUCUAACUAGAUCACGGGACGUCGGUGGUUCUACUCAGAUGCCCGCUCAUGCACAGAGGGACAUCUUAGGUCAUCUUCCUCCGCCAAGUAAAGCUGAAAGUUGCCAAAAUGACCUUUACAGUUUUAGUGUUAACUGAAACCAAACCAAAUAGAUAAAGAAAAUGAUAAUAUUGUGUUUCCUAUAAUUUUCCUACACGGAAAGGUUAUAUUACGAGAAAUAGGUGGGCAUGAUAUUUAGAAAAAUGAAAAA
Molecule: messenger RNA, 2530 nt
Organism: Ruditapes philippinarum (Manila clam)
Lineage: Eukaryota; Metazoa; Mollusca; Bivalvia; Venerida; Veneridae
Product: G-protein coupled receptor 157-like
Exons: 4
Coding region: 85-1194 (369 amino acids)
Biological process (GO): cell surface receptor signaling pathway; adenylate cyclase-activating G protein-coupled receptor signaling pathway
Cellular component (GO): plasma membrane
Molecular function (GO): G protein-coupled receptor activity
Source: RefSeq, a predicted model, not a curated record